This is a messenger RNA of Phytophthora sojae, 728 nucleotides long. RefSeq lists its product as hypothetical. Gene Ontology annotation, biological process: translation; rRNA processing; ribosomal small subunit biogenesis. The transcript is spliced from 2 exons. Bases 27 to 599 code for a protein of 190 amino acids. Gene Ontology annotation, molecular function: structural constituent of ribosome. NCBI's taxonomy places the organism in Eukaryota, Oomycota, Peronosporomycetes, Peronosporales, Peronosporaceae. Gene Ontology annotation, cellular component: 90S preribosome; ribosome; cytosolic small ribosomal subunit. The record is from RefSeq and is a predicted model, not a curated record.
CUCAAAGACCCCGACUACUUUUUACCAUGGCUUCCAAGAUCGUCAAGCCCGAGGGCCAGACCGCCGAUGAGUUCGAGCUGCAGGUGGCUCAGGAGCUCGUGAACCUCGAGCAGUCCGCUGCCGAGAUCAAGAACGACCUCAAGGACCUGUACAUCACCGCCGCCAAGCAGGUGGACAUCUCCUCGGGCCGCAAGGCCAUCGUGAUCUUCGUGCCGUUCCGCCUGCACGCCUCGUUCAAGAAGAUCCAGGCCCGCCUCGUGCGCGAGCUGGAGAAGAAGUUCUCGGGCCGCCACGUCGUGAUCAUCGCCCAGCGCACCAUCCUGGGCAAGGGCUACUCGCGCGCCAACCACGGCGCCGGCCCCCGCCCUCGCUCGCGCACGCUCACCCACGUGCAGGAGCAGAUCCUCGACGACCUCGUGUUCCCCACGGAGAUUGUCGGCAAGCGCACGCGCUGCCGUCUUGACGGCUCCAAGCUGCUUAAGGUGCAGCUGGACCCCAAGGACCAGGUCAACGUCGAGACCAAGCUGGACACCUUCGCCACCGUGUACAAGAAGCUGACCAACAAGGACGUUGUGUUCGAGUUCCCGGUGCUGGAGUAAGUUAGCGGUUGAGUGUGGGCUUUUCUCCUUGAAAGAGGAGAGGGCUACCUCCCGCUAGGUAGUUUAUUCAUGAGCAAGACGCCUUCCAAGGCCAGGCGAGUAAUUCUUUGAAUACCACUCAUCUCUGGC